Molecule: messenger RNA, 2027 nt
Organism: Polypterus senegalus (gray bichir)
Lineage: Eukaryota; Metazoa; Chordata; Cladistia; Polypteriformes; Polypteridae
Exons: 7
Coding region: 59-778 (239 amino acids)
Molecular function (GO): protein dimerization activity
Source: RefSeq, a predicted model, not a curated record
CUGCUUGACUCAACUGCUUUUUUAAUUUCAUUUCUGGUAUUAUUAAGUCCAGAGCUUAAUGAGCCGCUAUAAUAAUCAAGUGAAAGGAAUUUCUGAUGAAGGUGUGAGGCUGCAUGGCAAUUCCUGCAUGGAGCUGCUCGUAGUUUACUAUUGCCUCCUCUUUUGGAUUGUUGCUGUUAUUUGUCCUGAGGUGCCAAUGGCCUCUGGCUCAGAUCUGUCGGUGUCCUGUAAUCACCAAUCCUACCAACUCUACUGGUUCAGACAGCAGCACCCUGGAGAGGUCCCAGUGCCCCUUCUACACACCUAUGGACCGGGAGACGACUCGGCCUUCCGCUACCCCGGGACCUCAGACAGAGUCUCAGUGACAUCAGAGGGCACGCUGGUCAUUAGGAAUGCGAGUGAGGAGGACGAGAACUUUUACUAUUACUGUGCGGCGAAAGACCAAGCAGGCGAGAUCUUAUUUAGAAACGUUAGUAAACCUAAACGGAAAGAUACCACAAUGGAUGCUGACCCCAACAUCAGAGCCUUACCUGAGAGAUGCAGCUGCACACUGCCAGUCAUGGUUUCCAUUGCACUAGGUCUUCUUCUUUUGAUGCUCAGCCAUGCCCUUAUUUAUACAGCAUACGUCCUGAAGAGUAAAGAUAGUAAGAAACAGCUGGAGGAUGACCCUGGUACGAUGGAUCCAGAAGGCAAUCCUCAGCUGCUGUCUUGUAAAGACGCUGAAGAUUAUGAUGUGCGCUCCAAAGAGGCAGAUAUGGGGAAGAAAGGUGACCAGUAAGAUGAAACAAAAGAGAGCUGCACAGACGAGUGGAAGAAGAGUCCAGUGAGCAAACUGAGUAGAAGGGAAAUCUGGGCUCAGUUUCCAGUGUGUACCAUUACUUACUUAACAGUCACUAUAAGAAAUAAGCAAAUGUAUAUAGUGAAUGGGUGUGUGUUUAUGAAAUCUCUCGUAUUUAACCAUUCCCUUUAUUUUCCUUGUUUUUCAUUAAGAGGCUACAGAGCCUCCAGGCUUCCUAUCUUAUCUACUGAAUUCUGCAUGUGCUCUUCUUAUUUAAUUUCCCCCUAAAUGGCUCUUCACGCCUUGUUGCUUUUUGGCAUUUGAGCCCUGCUCUAUUCUCAGCUAGGAUGCCUAAUCUGUGAAGUCUGUAUGUUCUCCUCUUGUCCUCUUUGGUUUCCACUAGAAGUUCAAAAGACAUACCAUUGGCUGGCUUUGAUGUAAACCUGUGAACGGGGCCAGGGCCACCAUUAAGGUGAAUUAGGCAUCUGCCAAGGCUGCAGAGCAUAAGGGGGUGAAAAACACAGCCGUACAGGUUAGACUUCAGUGUCAUUUUUCGAUAGACAUCUGCAGUGGUAUGUAUUUAUAUUUAUUUAUAAACCAAACAUUCAAAAAUAAUAAAAUAAAAUAAAAUGUGACAGGGUGAGAAAGGUAUACAUUCCCGAUUUAUAUUACAGAUAUGGCAGCUACCAUUCAAAACAUUUUAAAGGCUUUGUGUCUCCGUCUUCUUAUCUUUUCUGUGCAAUCAGAUUGCACAGAUGUCUUGUCCGUCUGUCCCGCCUGGUCCACUGUGUACCUGAUGUUUUGUUUGUCCUACAAAUACUGCUAAACACUUCCAGUUUCAGAGGCAACUGGUGAACGUCGUUUCUUACAGUUGAAACUUAUCAAAAUUUACUUGCACCCAACAGUGUUGCAAAACAGACUUCAGUUAAAUUUGACCUAUAGCUUCCACACUGGAUUUGAAGGUUUUAGUGAAAAAGCUUGCAAAGCAGAAGACAAAAAAAAAAAAUUCGGAUUAUUUUAUCGGGCAGGAUGGUGGCGCUGUUGUAGUGCUGCUGCCUUGCAGUAAGGAGACUCGGGUUUGCUUCCCAGGUCCUCUCUGCGUGGAGUUUGCAUGUUCUCCUCAUGUCUGCAUGGGUUUCCUCUAGGUACUCUGAUUUCCUCUCAAAGUCCAAAGACUAUGCAGUUUAGGUCCAUUGGUGUUUCUAAAUUGUCCCAAGUGUGUGUGCUUGGUGGGUGGGUGUGUGUGUGC